AUGCGCAGUCGGCUCCCCGCGGAGGGUGCUAUCCUUGUGCGCCACGACGAGGUUCGCUUUGACGCUAUGAAGGCCAUCAUCGUGGGCACCGCCGGCACGCCCUACGCAAAUGGCAUCUUCUUGUUUGACAUCUACUUCCCGUCUGAGUAUCCGAGCUGCCCGCUCCAGAUCUUCAACUGCACGACCGGCGGAGGCACCGUCGAGAUGAAUAGCAACUUGUACUCCGACGGCAAGGUGUGCCUCAGCUUGCUCGGCACCAGCGGCUCCGACGGCGACAAGGAGGCGCGCUGGAACAGCGAGACGUCGUCGCUCGUGCAGGUUCUCCUGUCCAUCCAGGCGUUCAUACUCGUGCCGCAGCCCCUCGCCAACUACCCGGGCGUGGAGAAGGGCACCGAUGCCUUCCAGCGCCGCUCCGACGCCUUUGAUCAAGACUUGUGGCUCGCCACGGUGCGACACGCGAUGCUCGCGCCGCUACGCCACCCGCCGCUGGGCUUCGAGGAGGCGGUGCGCACGCACUUUGGCCUGAGACGGGGCGUGCUACGCAGGCAGUGCCUCGAGUGGGUGCGCGAUGCAAACGACGCCGUGCAGCCGCGCCUCGCCAGCGCGGUGCAGGAACUCUUCGCGCUGCUAGAUGCGCUUUGA
Emiliania huxleyi CCMP1516 is the source of this 642-nucleotide messenger RNA. RefSeq lists its product as hypothetical. The transcript has a single exon. The coding region runs from base 1 to 642 and encodes 213 amino acids. NCBI's taxonomy places the organism in Eukaryota, Haptophyta, Isochrysidales, Noelaerhabdaceae. Gene Ontology annotation, molecular function: ubiquitin conjugating enzyme activity. The record is from RefSeq and is a predicted model, not a curated record.